Molecule: messenger RNA, 1605 nt
Organism: Chrysochloris asiatica (Cape golden mole)
Lineage: Eukaryota; Metazoa; Chordata; Mammalia; Afrosoricida; Chrysochloridae
Product: sterol 26-hydroxylase, mitochondrial-like
Exons: 9
Coding region: 1-1605 (534 amino acids)
Biological process (GO): glucocorticoid biosynthetic process; cellular response to peptide hormone stimulus; cortisol metabolic process
Cellular component (GO): mitochondrial inner membrane
Molecular function (GO): iron ion binding; heme binding; oxidoreductase activity, acting on paired donors, with incorporation or reduction of molecular oxygen
Source: RefSeq, a predicted model, not a curated record
AUGGCUGCACUCGGCUGCACCAGGAUGCGCUGGGCUCUGUUGCGAGCACGGGUAGCGGGCAUUGGCUUCCGCUCACCGGAGUCCAGGGCCAAAGCCACGCUCCCUGCCGCCUUCCCCGCGGCGGAGGCAGCCGCGCCUAGAGGAACUGGGCCUGGAGACCAGCCGUUGCGGAGCCCAGAGGAGCUUCCAAGGCCGGGGCAUCUGCGCAACUUAUUCCAACUGUUGGUGCAAGGCUACGUGCUGCACAUGCACCAACUCCAGAUGCUGUACAAGGCCAAGUAUGGGCCAAUGUGGAUAACCUAUCUAGGACCUCAAUUACAUGUGAACCUGGCCAGUGCCCCACUCCUGGAGCAAGUGAUGCGGCAGGAGGACAAAUACCCAGUACGGAGUGACAUGGCACUAUGGAAGGAGCACCGGGACCAGCAGGGCCUGUCCUAUGGGCCUUUCACCAUGGAAGGGCAUCAGUGGUACGAGCUGCGGCAGGCUCUAAAUCAGCGGAUCCUGAAGCCAACAGAGGCUGCGCUCUAUACCAAUGUUCUGAACGAGGUGAUAGAUGACUUCCUGGUUCGGCUGAACCAUGUUCGAGCAGGGAGUACAUCAGGGGACCACGUGCCAGAUGUGGCUCACCUCUUCUACCACUUUGCCUUGGAAGCUAUUUGCUACAUCCUGUUUGAAAAGCGUAUUGGCUGCCUGGAGCCAUCCAUCCCUGAGGACACCUCAGCCUUCAUCAACUCUGUUGGGCGCAUGUUCCAGAACUCUCUCUAUGCCACCUUCCUCCCUAAAUGGACCCGUCCCUUUCUGCCCUUCUGGAAUCGAUACCUGGACGGCUGGAACACCAUCUUCUCUUUUGGGAAGAAGUUGAUUGAGCAGAAAUUCAAGGAGGUGGAGGCUCAGGUGCAGGCAGGGAAGCCAGAUGAGGUCCAGAUAUCUGGCUAUCUGCACUUCCUGCUGACCAGUGGACAGCUCAGUCCUCAUGAGGUCCUGGGCAGCCUGCCUGAGCUGCUCAUGGCUGGAGUGGACACGACAUCGAACACACUGACGUGGGCCCUCUACCAUCUGACAAAGAACCCAGAGGUCCAGGAGGCCUUGCAUGAAGAGGUGAUGGGUGUGUUGCCAGAUGGGCAGGUGCCCCAGUAUAAAGACAUUGCCCAUAUGUCCUUGCUCAAGGCUGUGAUUAAGGAGACCCUACGCCUUUAUCCUGUGGUCCCCACAAACUCCCGGAUCAUUGUAGAAAAGGAAAUUGAAGUUGGUGGCUUCCUCUUCCCCAAGAAUACCCAGUUCGUGCUCUGCCAUUAUGUGGUGUCCCGGGACCCCAGCAUCUUCCCUGAGCCUGAGAGCUUCCAGCCCCGCCGCUGGUUGAGGAAGAGCCAGCCUAAUGCCCUUGGGGCCCUCCACCCUUUUGGCUCUGUGCCCUUUGGGUAUGGGGUCCGGGCUUGCCUGGGUCGCAGAAUAGCUGAACUGGAGAUGUACCUGCUGCUGACAAGACUGAUCCAGCAGUACAAGGUGGUGCUGGCCCCUGAGACAGGGGAAUUGAAGAGUGUAGCCCGGAUUGUCCUGGUUCCCCACAAGAAGGUGGGCCUGCUCUUCCAGCAGCGACAGUGCUGA